Molecule: messenger RNA, 1967 nt
Organism: Nycticebus coucang (slow loris)
Lineage: Eukaryota; Metazoa; Chordata; Mammalia; Primates; Lorisidae
Gene: TMEM198
Product: transmembrane protein 198
Exons: 5
Coding region: 173-1255 (360 amino acids)
Biological process (GO): positive regulation of canonical Wnt signaling pathway
Cellular component (GO): cytoplasmic vesicle; plasma membrane
Source: RefSeq, a predicted model, not a curated record
GAGGCCCCAUUCCCAACAAGGCGGACUUUUCCCGGAUCCUAGUCAGUUGGAGCCUCUGGAGCACCAAAACUCUAGCCACUCCAGCCCCUGCACAGCUUCUUUCGCUCAGAAGCUCUGGUCGCAUCCAGCCCAGGUUUACCUGGGAGGUUGACUCCCUUUCAUUCCCAGCAUUAUGCCGGGCACUGUGGCAACACUGCGGUUCCAGCUGCUGCCGCCUGAGCCAGAUGACACCUUUUGGGGUGCACCUUGUGAACAGCCCCUGGAGCGCAGGUACCAGGCACUUCCGGCCCUCGUCUGCAUCAUGUGCUGUUUGUUUGGAGUCGUCUACUGCUUCUUCGGUUACCGCUGCUUCAAGGCAGUACUCUUCCUCACUGGGUUGCUGUUUGGUUCAGUGGUCAUCUUCCUCCUGUGCUACCGAGAGCGAGUGCUGGAGACGCAGCUGAGCGCUGGGGCGAGUGCAGGCAUUGCGUUGGGCAUCGGGCUGCUCUGCGGGCUGGUGGCCAUGCUGGUGCGCAGCGUGGGCCUCUUCCUGGUGGGGCUGCUGCUCGGGCUGCUGCUCGCUGCUGCCGCCCUGCUGGGCUCUGCACCUUACUACCAGCCAGGCUCCGUGUGGGGUCCACUGGGUCUGCUGCUGGGGGGCGGCCUGCUCUGUGCCCUGCUCACUCUGCGCUGGCCCCGCCCACUCACCACCCUGGCCACCGCAGUGACUGGUGCUGCGCUCAUCGCCACCGCCGCUGACUACUUUGCUGAGCUGCUACUGCUGGGGCGCUACGUGGUGGAGCGUCUACGGGCCGCCCCUGUGCCUCCUCUCUGCUGGCGGAGCUGGGCCCUGCUGGCUCUCUGGCCCCUGCUCAGCCUGAUGGGUGUUCUGGUGCAGUGGCGGGUGACGGCCGAGGGGGACACCCACACUGAAGUGGUCAUCAGCCGGCAGCGACGACGUGUACAGCUGAUGCGCAUUCGGCAGCAAGAAGAGCGCAAGGAGAAGCGGCGGAAAAAAAGACCCCCUCGGGCUCCCCCUAGAGGUCCCCGUGCACCUCCAAGGCCUGGGCCCCCUGACCCUGCUUAUCGACGCAGGCCAGUGCCCAUCAAACGCUUCAAUGGGGAUGUCCUCUCCCCGAGCUACAUCCAGAGCUUCCGAGACCGGCAGACGGGGAGCUCACUGAGCUCCUUCAUGGCCUCGCCCACAGACACGGACUAUGAGUAUGGGUCCCGGGGGCCAGUGACAGCCUGUUCAGGCCCCCCUGUGCGGGUAUAGCAGUAUCCCUGCCUGUUUAGACUCUACAGUCACCAGCUCUCCCCACCCCCUGGCCCUGCAGCCUUUGGCUGUCCAUCUCCCCUCCCUGGAGAGGGCUGGCCUGGCCACUAGAGGGAGGAUCUGUCUCAGGCUAGGCCUGGCCUGAGGGGAAAGCCCCCUGCCAAGCUCCGAAGGGGCUCCUGAGGGACCCGGGGUAUAAGCCCCAUUGGAGUGUGCUCAGGGUUGUGAGUAUGCUGCCUGUGUGUUUGUGUGUGUAUGUGUGUGUGGGGUGGGUAGGCUUGGAGGGGACACUGGGACCCUUGCCUUAGAUUUCUGAUUGGUAGGGCUUCUCCAGGUUUGGCCCGGGCUCCUCUCCCACUACUGGGAUCCCACGGGCCACUCACCUGCAUGUCUAAGUGGAGGAGGCCUGCCUUCCUCCCCCACACUCCACCUCCCAACCAGACUCAUGUAAGGGUCCUUGUCCUUGGGGCAAACUACAGUGCCCCUAAGGUCUCCUGGCCUCUGCAAAGCUACCAGCCUAAAGGCAGAGGCAGGGGAUGGGAGUGGGUAGUACUGCUCUGGGCCAAGUUGGGGAGAGGGUUGGGGGGCUUAAAUGCACGGUGCAUGUCUGGUGUCUGUCAUGCCACUCUGGACACCUCAUGCUUCUGUCUCCCCUGACCCCACUCUUGUUUUACAUCUUUUAUAAACGUGCCAAACUGCAUGGCCUCUGCCA